Molecule: messenger RNA, 3168 nt
Organism: Closterium sp. NIES-65
Lineage: Eukaryota; Viridiplantae; Streptophyta; Zygnematophyceae; Desmidiales; Closteriaceae
Source: the annotation of a GenBank genome assembly
AUGCAGAUUGUGAACGGAUCGUUGCCGCGCGUGAAGCGGCGGAGCAAGCCCGCGAGCCCCACGGAGCGAUUAUGGACCUUGAUGGUCAUCUGCGGAACCAUGCUUUUCUUCGUCUUCCUCCUCAUCCUCUCAGGCACGUCGCCUAAGAGCGAGCAGACGGCACCAGUGCUGGAGGUGGGGACAGCACCAGACAGUGUGCGGCAGCACAUAGCCGAUUCAGACACUCAGAGCAGCAGCAGUGGAGGCCAUAAAGGAAAGGAGGACUCGACUGAUUCCGGCGGGAAACUCCAGAUAUUCUCAGGUGCCAUGGCGGGUAUGCUGAGCAGCGACGAGCCCUUCACGCUGUUUGCUCCCUCAGAUGACUUCCUAUUGGACAUCAGCAGCGUCUUUCACAAGUACCCCAGAACAAAGGAAAUGAUCGACCCCAUGUUGAGUCGGCUAGUGGGCUACUCUGCUGUGCCUCGCCGCAUCCCAGCAGCGGACAUCCCGCUGGGGGCGUUUGAGCGGUUGGAGUCGAUAACAGGGUUUAUCAUCAACGUGGGGAGGGACCCGCGCACUGGACGGAUUUUCGCAAAUGGUGUUCCGAGCAAGCAGGUGGACAUCCUAGAAGGCCAGCUGGUGGUGCAUCUGAUAGAUGGCAUGCUGGGGCCGCUCGACUUUGUGGAGUCGGUGAGAAGCAUGGACCCUGAUGAUGUCAGCAUGGAGGCAGCUCUUGAGCAGGAGUUUAAUUCUGGGGCGUUUGUGCGCGGCAGUGAGAGCAGUGGGGGCGGGGGAGGGGGCGGGGGAGGGGCUGGGGGAGGGGGAGAGGGAGGCGGAGAGGGCGGAGGAGGAGGCAGCGGGAAGGGUGGGGACAAAGGAACUAGGCAGGGAGAGUCUGGGCAGGCUGCGCAGGGAGAGCAGCAGCAGCAGCAGCAGCAGCAGCAGCAGCAGCCGGGAGGGGACGGUCAGGCAGAGAAAGUUUUCUUGCCUGAGGAGCAGACAGAUCUGGGUGCUGCUGUUGCUGCCGCUGCUGCUGCUGCUGGCCUUGGUCUUGGUGGUGGGGAUGGAGCAGGAGGGGGAGGGGGAGGAGGAGGAGCUGAAGGGGAAGCGGGUCACUCUAUAGAGGGACAGGGAGAGAAGCAGGGUGGUGCUGGGAAUGCAGCAGCAGGGGAGGGCGGUGGGGAAGCAGUGAAUACAACAGGGGCGGAGGGAGGAGGAAGAGCAGGUGGAGGAGGAGGUGGUGGUGGGGAAAAUGGGGGGAAUGGGGAGGGUGGGGGUGCUGCAGCGGGUGGGUUUCAGUGGUUUGGGUUUGGGAAGGGAGGCGCAGCUUCCAAGAAGGAGCCGGAGGAGGACCCUGUGGAUAAUCUGCCUGUGUUGAAGCCGGAAGUGAUUGCUCAAGAGCAGGUGCGGUGGGGUUGCUGGGCUCUGGGCACAGGUAAGUGUGUGGGGAGCAGGGCUGGUUUGAGUGGACAUCAAACACACUCAGAGGACCCUGUGGAUAAUCUGCCUGUAUUGAAGCCAGAAGUGAUUGCUCAAGAACAGGUGCGCGAGGAGUUGACUUGUGUUGACUUCAGGGGUGUGCGCGAGGAGGAGAAGGCGAAGCCAGGAGUGGAGGUGGACUUCAGGGGAGCACACAAGGGAGCAUCUGUAAUCGAGGUGCCUCCACCUGUGGAUCCCACCAAGCUACCCUGUUUGGGCCGGGGCAUUCUGCAGGCAGACAGCAAGUGCAUCUGUGCUGUGCUCUAUGGCGGGGAUAACUGUGAGGAGACCCGCAACACGGACAAGCUGACUGUUGACCCCUACGUGGGAAGCUACCUGCUCACAGCACAGGCCCUCAUGCCGCCACCGCCGCCAGCAGCAGGAGAGGAGGGAAGCAGCGGAGGGGGAGGAGGGGGAUCGGCUACGCGAUCCGCUAUGCUGCUGGAAGGGCUGUCGAUUGAAGAGAGGCGGCAGCUGCGGGCUGUGCUGCCUUUGACAGACAUCUAUCAGACCACUGUAUGGGAGACGUGUGCUGUGGUGGGUAAUUCGGGUGCGCUUCUGCUGAGGGAGGAUGGGGAGGAGAUUGACAAGCAUGACAUGGUUUUGCGCUUUAACACAGCACCCACUAAGGGGUACGAGAAGCAGGUGGGGAAGAAAACCACGCUCCGUCUCAGCAUACCUGACAAGGCGGGUUUCAGGGAGGGCAACGAAACUGUGGUAUACCACCUGUACCUGAGGGGUGUGAAGGACGAGUUGCAGCAUCUUCUCAACUUCAAGCGGGUCUUCAGGGAGGGGCCUUUAUACUUGCUGGACCUGGGAUUUGAAUCACAGGUAUUCAACACCUUUGGCGCCUUCACAUCAGUGGGAUACGUGGGGAUCCAAUUCGCCCUGCAGAAGUGCCACCACAUAGACCUGUACGGCCUAUUCUUAAGCGAGAGGCACGGCGUGAGGCACCACUACUACAAUCGGGACGAGCAGAUGCCGGCGCAGGUGACAAUUGACCAGCUGGACCGGGAGUUCGUUCAGAGCAUUGAGAUCGCCGACGCGGAGCUUAUGUGGAUUGCAGAUCCAUGCCUUUACGACUGUCGAAGGUCGGUCCAGCGAUGCAGCAUGUGCAUGCGAAUCUCAGUGGACGAGUUGAGCCAGAAAACAGAGUGGACGAGUCAACAGCUGGCCCUAAAUUCGCGCAGGGAGCAGCGGUGGCGGGAGUUCCUAAAGUGGCAGCUGGUGGUGCGAGAGGAGCUCAAGAAGAGCGUGCGGCUGCAGUUCCAGCUGCAGGCAGAACAGCGACGCAUGCGCUCCUCCUCAGGCGGACUUGCAGGGGGGUCCCGCAUGGACGGUUUGGGCGGAGAUGGUACCGGUAAGAGUGGCAGAGGGAGAGGGGGGUUGGACACAGGUGGAGGAGCAGGAAGGGGGAGAGGAGCGGGGGGAGGGAUUGGAGAGAGAGUAGGGGGAGGGAGUGGAGGAGGGGGGGGGGGUCUGCCUGGGGAGAGUGAGGAUGAGUAUGAUAGUAUUGACUGGGAGCGGGUGGUGGUAGAGGACAUGCUCGAUAAGCUAUCGAUGCACGAGGUGCUGCUGUACUUUAGGAGAAACCACCUCACGAUUCCGGACACGCGCGCUCAGAUGCUCCAGGCAGUGAAGGCGCAUUAUUUCUUUCUGCGAGGGGAGCUGCAGAAGCAGAAGAACCGGCUAUAUCGCCCCUCCGACUGA